Molecule: messenger RNA, 1057 nt
Organism: Alosa alosa (allis shad)
Lineage: Eukaryota; Metazoa; Chordata; Actinopteri; Clupeiformes; Clupeidae
Exons: 5
Coding region: 81-968 (295 amino acids)
Biological process (GO): signal transduction
Source: RefSeq, a predicted model, not a curated record
UAUAUUUCAUCCAUAGCUUUUUGGAGUUAAUCAAUUUUGCCUUUCAGGUUUACAGCAGUUUUUAUCUAGGUGGUAUCAAAAUGGCCAAUCAUAUCAUGCUUUCUUACCAGUGGGAUGACCAGGCACUGGUGAAGAGGGUAUAUGACAGGCUCAUGGAGGAUGGCUUCACAGUGUGGAUGGAUAUUGAAGGAGGGGUCUCAGGAAAUAUCAAUGAUGCUAUGGCUGCUGGUGUGGAGGAUGCAGUCGUUGUGUGUCCCUUCAUGACCCCUGCUUACCAGGCCUCCCGCAGCUGCAAGAAAGAGCUGAACUAUGCUGACGUGCGACAGGUGCCCCUCGUCCCCGUCAUGGUGUCCAAGAACUGGGAGGCCAGCGAGUGGCUUGGACUGCUCACUGCUGGACAGCUCUGGGUGGACUUCAGGAACGUGGACAAAAGUGAUGAUCACUUUGAGAAGUGUGUGAAGUCUUUGGAGGAAGAGAUUAUGUUCGUGGCUGGAAAUGUAUUGACCAUUCAGGAACCCAACAAUGACCCAGACAACACCCCAAGUAGAGAGAGACUUAAGCGAAAACCUGGUCGAGGAUUUCGCCAUGCUCUCACUCAGCUAUACCUUCGGGAAUCAGGAGAACAGAAAUUUCAUCCAGCAAGUGAGACUCGGAAUACAGUAGAACUCCACUACAGCCCUGGUGACAACGGCUAUUGGGAGGAGAUCAAAGGCAGUGGCUGCAAACACUACCGCAACAUAGUAACCAAUGGAUACCUUGGAUUCGAUGCUAAUGGAGACUACGUAUACACCAAAGCAAAUCCUUACGGAGCGGAGGAAUGGCUCCUUAUGGUGGAUGAAUCUGACCAGAGUCACGAGAGGGCAGUGGUCAUCAAGAACAAACAUUCUGGAAAGUUCCUGGCUGUUCAGCAGGGCCGCUUCAUAGGUCUGCCGUACCACACUGAGGAGUGCAAGUGGUUUUUGAACUAGUAUGAGACUGGUCUCGUAUGAGGGGUAGAGAGGUUUUCAUGAAUAAAGAGGAGCUCAGAUAUCAAAUUACAAAAAAAAAUGAAUUCUUU